UAAAAUCUACUUGUACUAUUAUAACCUGCCUCUCCUCAUGCUCUCUUUCUGCAAACACUUGAACAUUUAAGAAGAUGAGCAUGGCAGCACAAAAUUUCAAAACCUCCAUCCAAAUCCAACCCUCAUUUCAAUGUCAUCUCUUUCCUUCUUCACUACCGACAAUCUUCAAAAUCCGCCACAAGCGUCAAAGCCCCAUAACUCUCAAAUUUCACCCAAUCAAAGCUUCAAAUCACAAAUACAUCACUCCCACAAAACAAGAAGAAGAAGAAGAUGAUGAUGGAAUCCCCAUUGAACAUAUCAAAACCCUUGUCAAAUUCAAGUCCAGGCACAAUUACAUCCGGGUUCUAGAAGUUUCUAGAAGAGCCGACCACCCAUUAGCUGGUUCCCGGCUUCUUCUUCUCGACGCACCUGGAAACAUCCACAGCAUAUCAUUCCUCUUCAAAUCAAUCACCAACGCCUAUUACGACGUUCUAGCAACUCUUCCCCCAAUUUUACCACCUGGUCCAUUAGGAAUUCUCGGGUUCGGAGCCGGGUCGGCUGCGAAAUUGAUUCUUGAAUUGUACCCACAAGGUGUUAUCCAUGGAUACGAGCUAGACCCAUCUGUAAUCUCAGUUGGAAGAGAAUAUUUAGGGCUUUCGAAAGUUGAAAAACAAUACCCAGAUCGUCUUUUCAUCUAUAUCAGCAAUGCACUGAAUGCCAGUGUGAAAGAUGGGUAUUCUGGGUUGAUAGUUGAUUUGUUUAGUAAAGGGCGUUUGAUACCUGAGCUUCAGAACCCACAAACAUGGGAGAAAUUGAAAGGGAAAUUGAAGAAAGGAGGAAAGAUAAUGGUGAAUGUUGGAGGGAGUUGUGUAGAACCAGAGGAUAGUAGAAAAGAUGGGAAGAUGAUAAUGGAAGAGACAUUAAUGGCAAUGAAUAAGGUUUUUGAAGGUGAAGUAUUUGUAUUGAAUCUUGGAAAUAGAAAGCAAGAAGAUAGUAGUGUUGCUAUUGUUGGUGGAUUGCCUGAUUUAGAGAAAUGGAGGAUUUCUUUGCCUAAGCCUUUGAGGUUUUAUGUUGAUAUGUGGAACAAGUAUGGUGGAUAAUGAUAAAAAAAAA
Molecule: messenger RNA, 1092 nt
Organism: Solanum verrucosum
Lineage: Eukaryota; Viridiplantae; Streptophyta; Magnoliopsida; Solanales; Solanaceae
Exons: 1
Coding region: 75-1079 (334 amino acids)
Biological process (GO): polyamine biosynthetic process
Molecular function (GO): thermospermine synthase activity
Source: RefSeq, a predicted model, not a curated record